Molecule: messenger RNA, 3499 nt
Organism: Dermacentor albipictus
Lineage: Eukaryota; Metazoa; Arthropoda; Arachnida; Ixodida; Ixodidae
Biological process (GO): regulation of transcription by RNA polymerase II; sex differentiation
Cellular component (GO): nucleus
Molecular function (GO): DNA-binding transcription factor activity, RNA polymerase II-specific; RNA polymerase II cis-regulatory region sequence-specific DNA binding
Source: RefSeq, a predicted model, not a curated record
AGGUUUGGCCAAAGCAGAAGUAUUGAAACUAGCAAAGCACGUCGCGAAAUUCCAACACGCGUUGUGCAAAACUGGAGGAAGAAGCUGCACGAAAUCGCAUAGCAUUCGGAUGACCUCAUUUCCAACAGCUGUCUCAGUAAAAGAGUCGGGUUACGGCAGGGAAUCGUGGAAGACUGUCUAUCUGUCUGCCUGUUUGCGUUUUAGAGAAUCGAAACGUCGCCUCGUUUUCGAUUGCAGGCAGCAAGCCGCCAGCCACGGGAAGGCCAUCUCGGCGACUCUCGACAGGGCGAGAACCGCCGAGGCCGCGCUCCGUCGCAAGCAGGCUCACCAGAGGAGGCUGCAGACCAUCCACAAGUCAGCCUUGGCGUCGGCCAUGGCGCCGGACGCCAGCGUUUGCCAAGGCCCCUUCUGCCCAUUCGUGAGCACCGAACAACUACGCCUACAAGAGCGCAUGCGCAGGAGGCGGUGUUUCGCCGACCAGGAACUGAUACAAGCCCUGGCUGCACUAGCUCAACAACACCAGCAAGCAACGCCAUUCAUCGGCCCUGGGUCGCUGCCGAAUGCAUUGCCUCCGGGACUCCCUCCCAUUACGCCGCCGCCUCCACCGCACACACCGGAAGAGGCCCUGCUGCGUCACCACUUUCGGUUGCUCAGCUUCGCUCGACAUCCGGUGCCCACUCCAGGACACUUCCGGAGUGGGGUCGCGGGGAUCGACUCAAGCCUUGCCUACGGCAGUGGUUCAACGGCCCAGCACGCGUACCCGCUUCACGACUACGACGACUCCCGUUACCCCGUCUCCGUAAGCGGCGGCGGCGGCUGUUCACCGCCCUUCCUGCCACUUCCGGUACCAACGUCCGGGAGACCGGAACUCGCCGCGAGUGUUUCCGCGCGCAGUGCGAGGGUCGGCGCGUCCUGCUCGGAUGACGUCACGCCCCGGCCUCUCGUAGUCCCGACAAGUACCUCGCCCCAACCGCCGGACUCGGCGCCGCGAUUCCGUCACGCGCCGGCGGCGGAAGCGACGUCACCUCGGACUCCACCUCUUCCGGUGUCAUCGUCGAGAGCGGAAGUGAGCUCAACUCCUGCCAACCGGGAGAAGAAAGCGCGUCUAUCAUUUUCCGUGGAUGCCAUCAUGGGGAUCAAGUGAAGGACGGCGAACCCUGAUGUAUGCGGGGUUGAGGAACGUGGGUGUCAUGUGCUUGCUAACAUUAUCGAAAUCAAACGGCGACAAAGGAACGAAGGGCUAUAGACUCGGACAGUACGAGGGCUGACCGGGAUCUAGUCAAAGAUGCCACAUGCAUAAGGAUUCUCCUCCGAGUGUUAGCUAAACGUCUUUCGUCUUGAAUAUCAAAAAAGUGUAUGCAAUUCAUGAGUGUCAUGUUGCGGCUCGAGAUGGCUUUUGGGCCAAGAACCCACCAAGCCCAUCGAUGAGUACGACCGGUAGUAAGAUUGAAGGAAAAGGAGUUUAUUUGGAAGCCCGCUACAUACAUGAGUGUAUUAAACGUCUCAGUUCCCAUCACGACACUCUUAAUACAAUAGUCUUUCCUAAGCGCCUAGACUAGGGAAUCUGACGACUGUGUCCCAGCCAAUCACAAUCGCAUCGUUCCGCCUCACUCCACCUCCGAUGGUGCUAAAUAUGUCCGGCAUAUUUAGCAAAACGAGAAAGUUUAGCAAGCACGCCGCAAUCUCAGAAUCCGAGCUCGGCGCCGUUCUUCGGUAGCAUUCAAAGUUGGCCCUUUUCAUCAUUAGUACAAGCUGUCAGCUACUGGUAGAGGGGCCUUUUGUGAACCCGUAAACAGCCGGUGUCAGCGCGUGUUGACUUCUGGGUAGGCGCUGAUGAAUGGGUGGGGUUGCCCCGUGGCAAACGUCUAAUCAAUGCCCUCCGCCAUAUUGAGACGUAACAGUCAUUAGUUUCUGACGCGCCCUGCGCACAUCUUGCAUGCACCGCAUGCCUUUCCAUGUGUGCACAUAUAUCGUGAACAGCGCCCAAGUUGCCUGAGUCUAUUGUCCUUUGUUCCUUCCACGCUGUGUGAUUUCGACGAUGCUAACCUACCAACUCUACCAAGUUGCCGUUCGGUCCAGUGGCAGCUAAAAACAGGAUGCAGAAUCUCCUGCUGAGGACAUCGCUACAUGCAUGCUGAAUGCGGUCACAGCCAUCCAGCAGCAGAGGAGGAGGUUAGAAGGGCCAAUUGGUUGCAUCAGCCGGGCCCAGUGUACAAGAUGGAGGCACCACUGCAGGCGACAUCAAUUACCAGACGUUGUUCACCCUCUGAAACGACCGAGCUGCCUAGCUUCAGACAAUGAGACGACGGCCGACGUAAUGAGCAUGACGCGGCGAGUGGUUAACAUAGGUGUCUGCGUGAACCCGCGUGCAGUGAUUGUGAUCGUGGUGCUUCGCAGUGAAACCGACUGUUGCGGAUAAACACGUACGCGAACAGUGGGUGCCGCUCACAUUGACUUUGUCCGGUGAGCUGCUGCAGUUUGCGGAAUCCAGGUUACGCCAAGCGCUGGUGACGCCACCUUGUGACGCUCAUUUCAACUACAACAGUGUGAUCUAUGGGGCUGGUUGGUUCAUCUUUAGAAUAAAAACUGGAACAGCGCAACACAGGACGAGUCAGUAAAGAGCACAGGACGGAGCGCUGUCUGUGCUCUGUCUUGCGCUCUGUCCUGUGCUGUUUACUCACUCGUCCUGUGUUGCGCUGUUCCUGUGUUUAUUCCAACUACAGCAUAUCAAACAGAUGACAGCAAGGGCAUUGUUCCAGUCUACCGAUGGUUUAAAGGCGUCGACAACGACAGCCGCUAGCGCAUAAUGAACAUUUCCUUGCUUUCAGCCAGUACACCCAUGACACUUAAGAACGUUUCUAGCGAGUUGUGGUUAAGCUAACGCCCACAAGAUGUCGGUGCCAGCACUGCCGCUAUACGGUGUUCCAGUUUUAUGUAUACACAAACAGUAUACGUACCGGCUAAAGCGUCCUAAUGACAUUGGUUGUUGCGUCUUUAGGGAGGACCAACCUCUGGCACCAUGUAAACUGACGUUAUCGACAAACGGAUUCGAGUGCUGGGCGUGAACCACAUGCUGCAUUUUGUGAUCACAAAUCUUAUAUGAGACCGGCAUGUUGCGGACACAUGUGAAAAAAAAAAAAAUACUGGAUGCAUGAGCCCAUGGGCGGACUUUGAUAUGUACGCAUACGAAAGUCGUCACUUUUGAUUUUAUGUAUUAGUGAAGACGACGCCGUUUGUGUAAUCUUUUGAAGCACCCUGUACUUUCGUGAAGACUCCAUCUUUCGUACGUUAACAUCCAUCCCUUAUAUUCUUUCACAUUCACUCGUCUUUUGUGUUGGGUUGCUCUCAGAGGUGUUCUUUCUUAUAAUGUAAAUAUAUGUUUUCUUGUUGAAAAAGUGUGGCACGAAACUUACAAAAGACAUGUUGCGUUUGUUACAUGACUGAAGCACAGAUACUUGACGUGAUGAAUCUGGAAAAAACGUGUGUCGUUGAAAUACAG